This is a messenger RNA of Magnusiomyces paraingens, 1215 nucleotides long. RefSeq lists its product as uncharacterized. Lineage: Eukaryota; Fungi; Ascomycota; Dipodascomycetes; Dipodascales; Dipodascaceae. The transcript has 2 exons. The coding region runs from base 1 to 1215 and encodes 404 amino acids. The record is from RefSeq and is a predicted model, not a curated record.
AUGUCUGAACAUCUUAAGAUUACAAGAGCAGGAACUAAAAGACGGUUAACCCUGUGUAUUCCAUCAUCUGCUAUUUCAUCUUCCAACUGCCGUACGGGCCAACAAGUGGCAGCCACAGCACACCAGAUUGCACGAACAGCGGUGCAGUUUGGUGUUUCUGAAAUCAUUGUUUAUGAUACUGCAAAACCAUCAAGAGAAGAAAGUGCACCAGUUGUUGUAGCACAGGAACUUGAAAAACCCAAGAAAAUUGUUUUUGGUGAAGACUCAAGCGAUGAGCCGCAGCCCAGUACAGAAGACAAGAGCACACCAAUCACCAACGACGACGACGCUGAACUUUCUGAUCAAGACAAGCUUGUUGGACUGCUUGAAUAUUUUGUCACUCCCUCAUAUUUACGGAAAAGCUUGUUUGGUGACCGGACGCACUUUUUCGAUUCCAUUGCCAAGAAGUUACCCAAGCUUCCAGGUCUUGAUCUGCUAAACCAUGAAAAUAGUCGGUACUUUAUUGGACUGAGUGUAAACCGUAAGGUGAGAAAGUCCAAGACACGUACGAUUACGAGCAGCAACGGGCGCAAGCGUAAGAGAAAAACCAAGGUGACUGGGUCUGCCGAGGAAAAUGAUCCGGGACUUACUGGAUAUGUCAACAUUGGCGAGAAAAAGGUACUGAAACUGGCAGGCAAAGUAAAAGUUCCUGUACACUCGAUUGUUGUGAUUGACAAGGAAACAAAGGCGGUAGUUUCACCAGAGGAUGCCUUUGGUAACGACAAAAAGCUGGAGCAAUUACAGAAGAAGGGGAUUGAGACGAGUGACACACACUGGACUACGGUGGGAUUCGGGUAUAAGGUCCGCAAAGUAGAGAAUUUUGGGCAGGUGUUUACUGAGUGUCCUUAUUCUGGAGGUUACCGGUAUACAGCUUUUGCACCAUGUGCUGAAUUUUUGGAGCAGCAGAACAAGGCGACUGGAGCAAACGAGAUUGCUUUGAUUGAGGAGGAAACCUUUUUGAUCAAGGGUAUUACAACAACACCUGGAGAUGAUGUACCAGUGUUGCUUAUUACUGGCAAAUGGAAGGAAUUGGAGCAGGCUGUUUUAGCAGACUCUGUAAAUUUUGCUGGUCUAGAGAAGGCUCAGAUGUUGUUUGAUGGGCGGAUCCGGAUGGGACGUGGUGCUCGUGUAGAGGAUGCGGUGUUGAUUGCAAUGUCCAAGAUUGAAGGCUUGUAG